AUGACAAUAAGAAAUAGUAAAAUUCGAAUUAGUUUUUAUAGUAAUGCAUGUGAUGGUUCAAAAACACUACUGAUUAAUACAUGGUAUCAUUUAAUAUUUGUUUAUGAUUUAUUCUCAACUACUCAAAUGAUUUAUAUCGAUGGUAUUCUUGAUUGUAUUAACCGAACACGUGCACCAUUGCAAAUAACAAAUUUAAGUUAUAUACCUCUUACAAUAGGUUAUACUUCUCCAUUGGCUCCAUAUUAUUUUGAUGGUCUUAUUGAUCAAUUAUCAUUAGUUGAAUGGGCUAAAAAUACCAAUUUCGGACCAAAUGAAAUAAAUAAAAUUAGUAUUAAUACAACGUUUGAAAAUAAUUCACUUUUAUUAAAUAAAAUAAAAUCAUAUUUUCAAUCAUCUAAUUUUGUUCUUCUUGGAAUUGAUAAUCGUUUAUAUUCUUUUUCAAUUUGGAUUAAUCCUUUUCAAACAAACGGAACUAUAAUAUUAUAUAUUUUUCAAAAUAGUUCAAUUAAUACAAAAUGGUGUUUAUCAUUUCUUCGAUUUAAUACUCAAGGUCCAUAUAUUUUGACUUAUACUUGGACACAUAUUGUUCAAACAUAUUCAUCAAUUAAUGGUGUUAGUCUUAAUAUAAAUGGAUCAUUAUUUAAUACAUCGUCGCCAUGUGAUUAUCAUGGUGGUAAUACACCAUUAACUAUUACAUUAGGUAGUUAUAUUUAUAAUAUAAAUGAAACAUGUUCAAAUUUCGUGUUUAUUCAAGAGAAUUAA
This is a messenger RNA of Rotaria sp. Silwood1, 762 nucleotides long. Lineage: Eukaryota; Metazoa; Rotifera; Eurotatoria; Philodinida; Philodinidae. The record is from the annotation of a GenBank genome assembly.